AUGGCUACCGUCGAGUCAAUCAAACGUUCUUCAAAGGCCAAACGGAGGUCUAUGCCCGAAAAUAUAGGUCGCCUUACAAACCUCUUGGAAGAAACUGAAAGUAGCGCUAGUAAUAUUCCACCAACGUUGCCUCCACUACAAUCUGAAGAGAAAGAUCACCACAUUCUGGACUUGUUAUUAAAUGAAGAAUUUAGCGAGGUAGAGUUAGGAUUAUCGCAACCCUCAACACCAACCGCUGGUGCACCUGGAGAGGGAAGUAAUGAUAACGCUGACACUAAUGAAUUACAAAGAGAGUCAAAUGGUGAUCUUCAAGAAUCGGAUGAACUGUCGAGACUUAGUUCUGGAAAAGAAGAGAUAAACGAUGUGCUGGUUUCUCAGGAUGUUAUCGAAUCUUUAACAACAGUUAAGAAUGUAGCACUCCUUGCACUGGAUAGUCUUUUACGACAAAUUGUCUCUGAUCAAACUUCUAUAUCUACAAUUCCAAAUUCUUCAAAUACAUCAAGGAGUGAUCCCUGGAGGAGACGCUACUCUUUCAGUCAUACACCUAUCUCUUCGAAUAAGGAUCGUGAAUCAAAUAACCUAAGCAUUGAGAGUAGAAACUCUUGGAUAAGGUCACAGUUACUAGCUGGCAUUGCUCAUAAUGCAACUAUACUGAGUGCCAACGGUGAAAUACAGCAAGUUGAACCAUCAUCAUCUGAUAUCGCUACAAUCAACACAAUCCGACGCCAACUAGAUUCUAAUAGUCCACUCGUACCUAAUGAUGAUUACAGUUUAGCAUGUACUUUGGCUGCGUUACUUGGUUAUUUAUAUAGAAUUUUGGAGUUGUGUCAACCUCAAAGUUUCCAAACUGAUGUAAUUAAUAAUGGUAGUUCAAGCUUUCACAUUGCAAUUUUACAGGAUGUUACGAAUAGCGAUGAUAUUUAUAGUACUUUACACAAAGAAGUUACAACUUUGCAAAAUCGAAGUGCAAGCUUAAAUUUGAAUGAUAAUAUUGCAGAUGAACGCCUAGCAACCUGGAAUGAAAUUGAUCAUCUGAUGGAGAUUGUUGCAAGUUUAUGUCGAGAUAGGUUUAACAUCGAUCCGCCCCCGAGAUAUUCUUGUGACUUUGAUGAAAAAGACAGAACUAGCAUUGAUCCACCAAAAUAUUCAUCUCUGGAUCUGGAUAUAGGAAGUAACAAUGAGAAGACACAGCGUGACCUGGAGAAUGUAAUUUCUGCGAUAGACCGUGUUUAUUAUGUCGCACCUCAGCUUAAUAAUCAACGUGUAGAACUGAAUCCACGUCAAAAAAAGGAGCUGACCGCGGCAACUCUAUCUAAUGCAAUUCAUAAAUUAUCACGAG
Acaulospora colombiana is the source of this 1339-nucleotide messenger RNA. Lineage: Eukaryota; Fungi; Glomeromycota; Glomeromycetes; Diversisporales; Acaulosporaceae. The record is from the annotation of a GenBank genome assembly.